AUGUUUAUCCUGAUUCGAAGAAAAUACAUACAACUAGUAGUGGUGAUUACAUUGCUUCUUACGGUUAUAGCGUCGUUAUUAUCGGUUUUAAAUGAGACUUCGAGAGUAAAGAUAAAUUCAAAACUUAGACUUAAUUAUCUUGAUAGGUUGACCAGCCAGAUAUACUCGGGGUACUUUGAAGGUAAGGACAAGGGAGACACAUUUGAUCCAGAAUCACGUUUCAAUAAGAAGAUUGAUGCAAUUUAUAAAGAAAAGAAGAACCAGGAGGAUGAUGAAAGCAGUUUGUGGAUAAUGGACACCACAACCAAGGGUUCCUCGCUCAAGGUUCCUCCAUAUUAUUAUGAUAUGUCGGACAAGCCGCCCAUUCUGCCGUUCGACAUUAGAUUCACAUUGGGAAUGUAUUACCACCAUAUAAGGAGUCAGUCUAAAAAGAACCCGAAGAAGAUUGUUUCGGCUCCGUUCCAUUGGUACGACUGGGUGGAUUUGUCGAUAUUGAACCAGUACUUAUUAGCACCAGCAAAGGAGAAGCCAACAUGUGCAUUAUUGGAUGCUAGAAUGGAUGAAAUCAAGGUUUUCCAGGAGAAGGACAAAAAGCAGAAGGAGAAGGAUUCCAAAUUAAAAGAAUUUGAACAAAACCAAAUUAAUAAAGAAGAGGACAAGAAGAAAAUUGAAGAAACCCAGAAGAAAAUUGAGGAAAACAAGAUUGAAGAUAAUAUAGAAAAACCGGAUGGGAAGAAUGAUGAAAAGAAGGAGAAUAAGGAAGAUAACAGUAUUGAUGGUAAGAAAGAAGAAAAGGAGCUAAACGAUGACAAGAACAAGAAAGAGAAGAGACACGUCAAGAGGGGAGAAUCUGUGGACCCCAAAGAAUAUUGUGUCGAUGACUUCCAUUUACCAAGCGAUUUCCAAGAUGGUAAUGCUGUAAGACCUGGAUUCAAUGUCUUUAAAAGCGAUAUGAGAACAACUCCUGACAAAGCUAUUCUUCUUGGAAAAUCAUACUUAUACACUUAUGCACCAACACCCUCAAUGAUUGUUUUCUUAACAAAGGAUGGAUCUUAUAAUAUUACCGUUAAAGGAAGGGAAAAAUUAUUGAAUUCUGAUUUGGUCGGUAGCUAUGUUAAUCAGGAAAAAACAAAAGCAAUUGAUCCCUUAACCGAGUUUAAUAAAUUGAAAAAGAAAGUGAAAGUUAAUUCCCAUCAAAGUAUUAAUGAUUAUGAAAUUAAUCUCACUGAAGAUUCCUUUAUUCUUAAACAUAAAGAACUUAUUAGCGAAUACGAAUCCAAAUUAAAAGAAAAUGGGAUAGCAGUUAAUGAGUAUCGCUAUUUAGAAUCCUUAAAGUAUUCGGAUAGCGAAGUUAAUCCUCCAAAGUAUUUUGCAGAAGCAAGAUUAAUCGGUAGUUUAGUUGGUGAUCAUUAUGAUUGGAGAUUUUUCAAUGGCGUUAUGUAUGAAGCAUCACAAAGAAGUUUGAUAUUGCACAGAUUGGUUAGAUCAUGGUUAUCGUUCAGUCGUAAGAAUGGUAUCAACACUUGGGUUGCGCAUGGAUCAUUAUUAUCGUGGUACUGGAAUGGGUUUUCUUUUCCAUGGGACUAUGAUAUUGAUGUGCAGGUUCCGGUUAUGGAUUUGCAUAAAUUGUCGUUACAAUUUAAUCAAACUUUAGUUGUCGAAGAUAUGGAAGAAGGCUAUGGAAGAUACUUUUUAGAUUGUGGAUCUUUUAUUACGUUAAGAGCCAAGGGGAAUGGUAAUAAUAAUAUCGAUGCCAGAUUUAUAGAUAUUGAUACCGGUAUCUAUAUUGAUAUUACCGGACUAGCGGUAUCGAACACAAAAUCGCCAGGUAGAUACAAGGAGUUCUAUCCUGAUCAGUGGGUUGAAAAUGCAGAAGAUUAUACGGAAGCUAAUACUGCAAUGAAGGCAUAUAACUGUCGUAAUAACCAUUUCUCAACAUUAGACGAAUUAUCACCUUUGGUAAAGACGUUUGUUGAAGGUGAAAUGGCUUACGUUCCAAGAAGAUACAGCGACAUUUUGUCUGUUGAAUAUCCUAAGGGAUUAUUAAGCAAACAAUAUAGUGGACAUGUGUUUAUACCCCAAUUGCGAUUAUGGGUUAAGGAAGGAGAUUUGUAUUAUUUCUUACAUGACAAGGAGAAGUGGAAGUUGCAUAACUACAAUGAAGAGUAUACUAACAUCGAGUCUCAAGAAGAUUUGGAUAAGGAGAAUGCUAGGUUCGAAUUGACCGAAACCCAAAAAGCAAAAUUAUUACAAGAAGCGGCAGCAAGGAAAAAAUUAGGUCAAACUCAGGACAAAUCAACCAAAUUGAGCGACAAAGAUUUGCGUACUAUUUCUAAUUUCAAACCUGAACAACUUCUUGAAUUACUAUCCAAAGAAGAACUUUUCAUUAAUUAUUGUCUGACUAGGGACUUUACUUUCUUUCAUCAAGAAGAAAUCAUGAGACUAUUGUUCGGCAAAUCUACCGACAAGUUACUCAAAUCACAAAAGGCAUUCAAGCCGUUUACUACUAAUUUGCUCGAUUAUUAUAUUCAUAAUAACGAUUAUAACUAUGAUCAUCAAGUCGACAAGUAUAUUGCUUUGCAGGCUGCGUAUUCAUCAUAA
Messenger RNA from Debaryomyces tyrocola, 2601 nucleotides. NCBI's taxonomy places the organism in Eukaryota, Fungi, Ascomycota, Pichiomycetes, Serinales, Debaryomycetaceae. The record is from the annotation of a GenBank genome assembly.